AUGAGUCGAACACGGUCUCAUCGAUUGCAGGGUGCAGCAGAUGUUGAAGAAUGCCCUCAUGAUCCAACAUUGCAGGGUCAUGGCGCUCCCCAAAAGCCCGUGACGGCCGAGGAAGCCUUGGAAAUUGCCAUUGGAGAGAGUCAAGACGUCGAGUAUACUAUUGACUCGGAUAACUCUCCUUACCUGGAGGUCCGCGCCAAUGUGCCAAAUACGGAUGAUCCGACGUUGCCAAUCAACACCUUUCGAAUGUGGUUUUUGGGGAUCGUAUUUACCCUGGUCGGCACGGGCGUGAAUCAAUUCUUCUCCAUGCGCUAUCCCAGUGUUACGAUCACCUCCUUGGUAGCACAGCUUAUCAGCUACCCCGUUGGAUGCUUUUUCGCGAAGGCACUACCUAUCAUGACGAUACGCGUAUUUGGUCGGGAAAUCCCAAUCAACCCCGACCACCAUUUCAACGUCAAGGAACAUGCAGUAAUUACGAUCAUGUCGAAUCUUAGUUUCAAUCAGUCAUGGGCCAGUGCUAUCAUACAGGCACAAAAAGUGUAUCUGGGCAUGCCGACUCCCGUAGGUUACCAAAUCUUGCUAGCUUUGUCCAUGCAGAUGUUCGGGCUUGGCCUUGCGGGACUAUCAUAUAGAUAUAUAAUAGAGCCACCACAUAUGAUUUGGCCUUCUACCUUGGCCAAUGCAGCCUUGUUCCAAACUUUGCACAGUGGCGCAAAUCCUAUAGCCGAUGGCUGGAGAAUUUCCCGAUAUCGGUUCUUCCUGUACGUCUUCAUUGGCAGCUUUUGUUGGUACUGGCUUCCUGGAUAUAUAUUCACUGGGCUGAGUACCUUUGCUUUCAUCUGCUGGGCAGCUCCAAACAACAAAGUGGUGAACAAUUUGUUUGGAAUGACGACGGGUCUCGGAUACAUGCCCACCACAUUUGACUGGAGCCAAAUUGCUUACAACACUUCGCCCUUAACAAUCCCAUUUUGGGCACAGGCAAAUGUCUUUGCUGGUUGGUUUUGCAUUUAUGCGGUCAUUGCGCCGAUCUUGUACUAUACCAAUACCUGGUAUACUGCCUACCUACCUCUGACCGGCUCUGAUGCUUACGACAACACUGGAAAUCUCUACAACUCGACUCGGAUUUUGAAUGAUGAAGGUGCAAUUGAUAGUGCUAAGUAUCGGGAAUACAGCCCCAUUUUCUUACCCAUCACCUUUGCGCUGAGCUAUGGCGUUGGGUUUGCUGUUCUGAGUUGCCUCUUGACUCACGUGGUUCUCCAUCAUACCAAAGACAUUCUCGACACCUUCAGGGGUCAAAACAAGAAGGAUAUACAUGCCCGUUUGCUUUCACGCUAUCCCGACGUUGCAUGGUGGUGGUAUGCGGUCUUGACAGUCAUCGUCGUGGCUGUUGCCAUCAUGGUCCAAUACGUUUGGAACACCGGGCUUCCUUUCUGGGGUCUAUUUAUUACCUUAGCUCUGGCUACACUCUAUGUAAUUCCGGUCGGAACUGUGUAUGCCGUGGCGAACCUCAACGCCAAUGUUCUCACUGUUUUGGGUGAAAUUGUGUCCGGCUAUUUGCUUAAGGGAAAGCCGCUCGUCCUUCUGAUCUUUAAGCUUGGCCUGUACAUGAAAAUACCACGGCGAACACUGUUUGUCGCACAGUUGAUUGCCUGUAUCCUCGGUACUCUGACCCAAAAUGGUGUUCUGCUGUGGAUGCUUGGGCAUGUCACGGACGUAUGCGCAAGCGACCAGCCGAACAAUUUUACUUGCCCUCAAGGUCGAGUCAACUAUAACAGUGCUGUAUUCUGGGGAGCCAUUGGACCCGCACGACUUUACAAUAUUGGGCAGAGGUAUUCCGGACUUCUUAACAUGUUUUGGAUCGGUGCGCUACUACCUAUAAUUACGUUCUUUCUUCGAAAGAAGUAUCCCAAUAAUCGUAUCCUGAACGCGAUCCAUUGGCCAAUUUUCUUUGCUGGGACCGGAAACUUACCACCGGCGACUGGCAUCAACUACUCUACAGCAUUUGUAGUCAGUUUAAUCUUCAACAAGAUCAUCAAAGGCCAUCGACCAAAUUGGUGGGCCAAGUACAAUUAUGUCCUGUCCGCAGCCCUAGACUCUGGUGUCGCUGUCUCUGCUAUUUUGAUUUUCUUUUCAUUGGUACUUCCUGGUGUCAGCCUUAGCUGGUGGGGAAACAAUGUCAAUCGCGGAACGGUUGACAGUAAAGGAACUCCGUGGUUAGAGUUGAAGCUGAACGAGACAUUCGGCGAGAGCACUUGGUCAUGACGACUGUACAAGAGACGGCCAUUACUAUUGAUCCUCAAUAAUCGUGGGAAUGAAUUAGGUGGUUUUCUGAAAUAUCCAUGCGUUUGUUCUAUAUAUGGCAGCCUCAGGCUGUAAUGGGCACGGAAAGACGUAAACCAAUCAGCGUUGGCUUCCCCGUGGGGGUGGUAGACGGAGUUUCUAUUGGUGAAAGACUUUCAUGGACAGAGCGGAUACCACAUGAUUCCACUCUUGGCCUUAUCAAUUGCAAGUCCGCUCCACCACAAA
This is a messenger RNA of Aspergillus pseudotamarii, 2526 nucleotides long. It is a transcript of the gene optE, whose product is annotated as small oligopeptide transporter, OPT family. The transcript has 11 exons. The coding region runs from base 1 to 2262 and encodes 753 amino acids. Gene Ontology annotation, biological process: transmembrane transport. Gene Ontology annotation, molecular function: oligopeptide transmembrane transporter activity. The record is from RefSeq and is a predicted model, not a curated record. Lineage: Eukaryota; Fungi; Ascomycota; Eurotiomycetes; Eurotiales; Aspergillaceae.